Biomphalaria glabrata is the source of this 3938-nucleotide messenger RNA. RefSeq names its product serine/threonine-protein phosphatase 1 regulatory subunit 10-like. Bases 445 to 3258 code for a protein of 937 amino acids. The transcript is spliced from 20 exons. Gene Ontology annotation, cellular component: nucleus. The record is from RefSeq and is a predicted model, not a curated record. Gene Ontology annotation, molecular function: metal ion binding. NCBI's taxonomy places the organism in Eukaryota, Metazoa, Mollusca, Gastropoda, Planorbidae.
CUUGACAUUGGUCACGUUAACGCAUAGCUUCAUGCUAGUCCCUAUCGUGGCGACUUAGAUCUAGUAUUAAUCGAGAGAAGAAAUUUGUUAUUAAGGAUAAACAGUCAUUGAGUUAGGCGUGGGGGGAUUAUUUAAUUUAAAACAAGAUAUUCUAAAGGUACUAAUACAAUAUAUAAAGGGCUUUAAGUCAUAAAUCUAAAUGGGUAGGAUCUAUGAACCUGACGUCGAUAGGACGAUACGAUAGGAAGGGUGUUGGUUGAUCAUGACUCAAGCAAGUGUAAUAAUGAAAACAAUAAGCAUCUCAUGGUUGCUUUCGUUUAGCAAAACAUUUGGCACAUAGAUCUAAAUCUAAGUGAAUAUUUAUUGUAAAUGGCAACUGAUGAGCAAGAUGUGUUGAUUGACAUUGGUUAGAAAUCCUUCUAUUUCCUUUAAAAAAAAAAAGCAAUGCCACCCAUAGAUCCUCAACAAUUACUCAAGGCUCUGGGUUCACUCUUAACUCCUCUAGGUGGUAUUAAAGGACCACAAGAAGCCACUAGAAUAGCCAGUUUAAUGAAAGAUGCUACAAAAUUAGUAACAAGAUGUAUAUAUUUAAAUAUACUUAGAGUUACAGACUCACAAGAAGCUUUAUUGAAGUUCAUAGAAGUUGGAGGCUGGAAUACUUUGAAUUCCUGGCUAGAUGUGGCACGUAAUGACAGCAAUGAUCCAUUGCUAGGUGAACUCUUGGAAGUCUAUCUAGUCAUGCCAGUGACGGUAGUUGUACUUAAACAGAAUAGUGCUGCUAAGACAAUCAAACAACUCAGUAAAACUGAGAAUGAAAAAAUAAAGAAUUUGUCAAUGAAACUUGUUGAAAGUUGGACUAAGACAAUACGUGGACAAUCAGAAGCGGAAGAUGAAAAAAAGAAGAAAAAGAAAUUGAAAGAAAAAGAAAAGUUGAAGGAAAAAGAAAAAAGUGAUAAGGACAAAGAGAAUGACAAGAAAGAUAAAGAAGUCAAAGAUUCUGAGAGACCUAAAAGUCGUGAAUCUAAGGAAUAUAGUCGAGAGAAAGAUAAAAAAGAAAGAGAUAAAUCAAAAGAGAAAGAUCGUUCAAAACGUGAUAAAUCCAAAUCCAGUUCAGACACAACAUCGAAGACAUCAUCAUCAUCCUCAUCUGAUAGUAGAAGUAAAGAAUCUUCCAAAAGAUCUUCUGUGGAUGAAGUAAAAGCAUCACCCACUUCCAAUUCUACCUCUACAACAAAUAAAAACUUAGAAUCAGACUUUUUGAAAGAUGAAGAUUCUAAAAGAAGACCAAAGACGGUGAAACAACUUAAUACAAAAUUUAGGUCCACCGGCUUAUUUGAUGAAGAGGAGGAGGAGUCUGCUGCAAACUUGGACCAGUCUAAAAAGAAAAAUGAAAAAGCUGGACUAAAAAGAAUAGGUAUGGAUGUAAAAAGUGAAGAAUCAAUUGAAAAGAAGCCUCGAUUGAACCUGACAAUGCCAUCUUUGACAUCAGCUAUCAGUGAUACAGGCUCUACAACACCACCUGAAGUUACCCAUGGAAGAAUAAAAAUUAUUCCACCUAAACGAGCUCCAGCCCACGAAAUACAGGAAAGUAAUGUGUUCAUGGAUGCUCUUCAACAGUCUACUGUCAGUGGAGUGAAGAGGAAAAAGAAGUCUUUGGUUUCACCAUCUAUCACAGGUCCUCCAUUGUUGAUAAAAGGAAGCUCAGCCACAUCGCCACCCCCUGCCUCAUCUCCCCUCGCUACUUCACCACCACUGAUCACCAGCUCUGCAGAAACAGAGGCAACCUCCCCACCUUUGUUGUCACCCACCACAGCUAUGGCUCAAAAGCUUCCAUCAGUUCCAUCUUUUUAUCGAGAUACUUUAGAAGAUGUACCAGAGAGCUCAGCAGAUAAGAAAGAUGGACUUGGGGCCAGUGAAGAGCCACCUUCAUUAGAACUAAUGGAGAUAAAUGAAACUGGUCAAGAACCAGAAAGUCAAAAUGGAAAUCAGUCACUCAUGGAUACUGAUGAACCUCCACUAGUUAAUGAAGAUAGCUCAGAGACCAAGCCAGCCAAGCCAAAGAAAAAUAAAAAAAGUGUCAGCUGGGCCAAGGAUACCAGCCUGGAAGAAUAUUUUUACUUUGAAAUGGAUGAAACAGAAAGAGAAAAUGUGAAUCGACCAAAGACUUUCAAUGAGAUGAAGAAAGAGGAGAUGUUGCUAGACAGGAGGGCAAUGGAGUCUGCUAAAAGGUUUAACAAUGAUACAAUGGUGGAAGUAUUGCAGUGGAAGCGACCUAAGCCUAUAGAUAAUGUCAUUGUGGUGGUGGAGCCUGGCUGUAACAGUCAAGAGAAGAAAAUUCAAAUGGAGAGAGAAAAAAUCAUACUGUGUGCUCUUUUCUUUAACAAGGUGCCAGAUACUCCAAAUGAACCAGAUUUGGAAAUUUCUAGUGAUAAAAUAGACACUCAAAUAAUUCCGCUGGAAGAUGAAAAUGGCUCUUGUACAGAGUAUGAGCACACGUACAAUGGCAAUGACCCUUCAUCAUUGCCCUAUGACCCUGAAUUUGGAGGUCUUCCACUUCAGAACCAUGGUCCACCAAUGAAUCAAGUAGGACCUAUGGGAGUGGGUAUGAUGCCCCCAAAUCUUCAUGGCGGUGGUAUGGGCAUGAACAUCCCCCCAGCUAUUAGUCAUAUUCUUAGUACAUUGCAGCAACAGGCUCAAGAGACUAGAGACCCAGUCAUGCAGAACCUUCAAGGAAUGCUCACCAGUGUUUUGCAAAAUACUAAUCCUCAAGACAGUGGUAUGCUGAUGGAUAGAAUACUUAAUGCAUUAGAACCUUUUAAAAAUCAAAUACCAGGUCUAAGUAAUCUUAUCAACUCUGUUAUUGGCAAUGGAAUAGAACACAAUGGGCCACGUUUUAUUGGCCCCAACCAAAUGGGCAACCCACGUCAUGGUUUGCUGGGUUCUGCUCCACCAGGAUUCAACAUGAUGGGAGGAGGUGGAGGAGGAAUGAGGCCUCAAAUGGCAGCAGGUGAGAACAGACAAGGUCCAGCGAAUAUGAUGAAUAAUAAAGGAGGUGGGAUGGGCGGUGGUAAUUUUUUUAUGCCUGGAGGAGGUGUUAACAACAUGCGUAUGCCUGGUCCUCAGUGGGGAAGAGGUCGUGCAAGACCAUUUGGAAAUAGAGGUGGUAUGCGUAAUGCUAUAUGCCAGUUUUUUGUGAAGAAAGGCAACUGUAAGUUUGGUGAUGUCUGCCAGUUCAUCCACCCUGGGCCAAACUCUUAGCAGGAGCUUUACUCUUUAGGUUUUAUUCUAAUGUGUAACUCAGUAUUCAUUUUAAAUCAAGUGAAAGCUUGCUGAACAGGAGAAUGGCACUGGGAGAAUGGGUUUGCUUUCACUGUGAUCUCUUCCAUUGGUCAUGUCCAUACAUGGAAAGUAGUUGGUAUAAUUUCUAGGAAAUGACUGCAUUUAUACAAGCAAACAUUGAAUGAUUAGUUACUAAAUGAUUAAUGCUUUUUAAUAAAUUGUUUUGAGUUUUUUUUUUUUAAUGACAGUGUUGUUGUUGUUUCCAAAAAUAUCAAUACUUUAAUGAAAAUAAUGUAUCUUUUAAUUUUUAGAAUAUUUUUUUUGUUCCAUCUGUUUAAUACAAUGUGUGUAUGUUUUGAGAUUUGAGCAUGUCUACAAGUAGACGUAUGUGUGCACCAAGUAGAUGUAUGACUGGUCCUACUGCAAUAUGCAAUAGGACAUCUAGAGACUGUAUAUAUUGGUAAAAAUCAUCAUCACAAAGUGACUGGUCCUACUGCUACAUUGUGUAUAUAUAUGAUUGAUAUUAGUUUGGCAUUCUGUACACAGGCUAGUAUACAACUCUAUAUUCACAUGUGCCAAAUGUUGGGUGUAGAUAAUGUACAUACUGCUCUAGACCUAUUCAUGUUGUUGUCAAAUAAAUACAACAAUUUUUGCCAUAA